UUGUUUCAACAGUAAAUUUAGAUUUCAAGUUUGUCUCUGCAGCAGAAUAUUGUUCCCAAAAUAAUUAAAAUUAUUCCAAGAAAACGAUUGCAAACAUGGAUUAUCUCGAGGAACAGAAAGGUGAAAUAGAGGCAUUAGAAUCAAUAUAUUAUGGUGAUGUUCAAAUAUUAUCUGAAACUCCAUACCACAAGUUUUCAAUUCCUAUUAAAACAGAAGAGUAUGAUGCAGAAUUACAAAGUGGUUUGUUUUGUAAUUUAAUUUUUACAUACACUGCAAAGUACCCCGAAGAAGCACCGCUAAUUGAAAUAGAGGACCCUGAAAACUUUGAGGAAAACUAUGAGUCUGAACUUCUGGCAUUCCUUGAUGAACAAGUGAAAGAAAAUGUUGGAAUGGUGAUGGUAUUUACUAUAGUGUCAUCAGCGCAAGAAUGGCUUAAUCAAAAAUAUGAAACAGUGAAAAAGGAACAAGAGGAAAGUGCUGCUAAAAAAAUUAAGGAAGAAGAGGAGGCUGAAAGGAAACGUUUUGAAGGCACUAGAGUUACUGUAGAAUCUUUCCUUAAAUGGAAACAACAAUUUGAGGAUGAAAUGGGUAUAACAAAGAAAAAGGAGCAAAUUGAAAAAGAAGGCAAAAAACUUACAGGAAGAGAAUUGUUCAUGACUGAUAAUACUUUGAAUGAAUCUGAUCUUAAAUUUUUGGAUGAAGGAGAUGCUGUAAAAGUUGAUGAAUCGCUAUUCCAGGAUAUUGAGGAUUUGGAUAUUGAUGAUGAUGAUGAUGAUGAUGAUAGUUAUGUUCCAUCAGACACCAAUUCAUCAGAUGGUUGUGAUUAACUUUGGAAAAUUAUACUUUUGUAUCAAUAUUUAUUUUCAGUUCUAAAUGUGUUUUUUUUAAUAAAUUUCCCGUUUGUGUUUAAUAA
Aethina tumida (small hive beetle) is the source of this 913-nucleotide messenger RNA. RefSeq names its product RWD domain-containing protein 1. Lineage: Eukaryota; Metazoa; Arthropoda; Insecta; Coleoptera; Nitidulidae. Gene Ontology annotation, molecular function: protein binding. Gene Ontology annotation, biological process: cytoplasmic translation. The transcript is spliced from 3 exons. The coding region runs from base 96 to 827 and encodes 243 amino acids. The record is from RefSeq and is a predicted model, not a curated record.